UGUUAGUCAUACGUUUACUCCGUCGGAGAGUGUUUCACUGUUCCAAGUCCUUACUCUUCAGGAUACAAAGGCUCUCUCUGCAAAGUGAGACUUUUCUUUGAUUUGAAUACGUUUAAAAGAUUAAAAGAUUUUGCGAGUAUUUAAGAAAAUGUUGGUAGGAAUCCUGGUUACUUUACUCUUCCCAGGAUUUAUUUUGGCUCAAGAUUAUAUAGAUGACUGCAUAGACGUCGCCGGGGCUAAGCAUAAACUCUCAGAGUCUUAUAUAGGUCCAGAUGGAUGCAACAAGUGUAAAUGUAUGCCUUUUGGUAGCGGGUGUACCAAAAAGUUCUGCGACCCAACUGUUGAUAAGGUUGAGGCUGAGGCUAACUUGUGCAUUGAUAACAAUGGCAACAUCCACGAGCCUGGAGAUUCAUAUACACAUGUUGAUGGAUGCAACACUUGUGUGUGCAAAGAAUAUGGUGGAAGAUGCACGCGAAAACUUUGCUUGCAAGAAUCUCGGGAGUUCCUUUCUGUGUGCAAUGAUACAAUUGGAAAUAUUAAAUUUUCUGAAGAAAGCUGGUUAUCAGCUGAUGGAUGUAACAAGUGUGCAUGUGGACCACUCGGGAUAAUUUGCACUAAAAAACUCUGCUUGCGCCAUGACGGGGUCGAAAAAAAAGCAAAAACUGAACUUGGGGAUAUUGUUGACGAAACUGGCGACUCUCCUUGCAGAUUAAAUGACGGAGUAACUAAAUUCCCUGGAGAUAUUUGGCUAACUGAAGAUAGUUGUAACGUCUGCACAUGCACAGGUAUGAAUGGGAAGAUCGAGUGUACUAAAGAAGGAUGCAGGGUUCGACUCUUGAGACUCACAGACCCUGACAAGGCUUAUGGAAGUAAAUCUUCAGUAUUGAAAAUUUCUUUUUUUCUGCAAGCAGCAAUACUUUUCCUGGGUUACAUAUUUUAACUAUCUAUGUAUAGUAAUUAGUAUUAUGAGAUUUUUAUGUAAAAAAACUGCUUUGUUUUUGCUCUUAAGGAAACCCUGUAUAUAAAGGACAAUACGACACGUUGUUAUUUUGCAGUACAAAAGUUCGAGCCAUUGCAUGCAAGGUUUCUUCUGAAGGCAAAAACAAGGUUAACGAAUGAAAUUCCAUUCUUUUUGGAAAUGCUUGAUGCUUUGACUAGUGAAUAUGAAAUAAAUAUUAGCAAAAGAAAAUGAUGUCGUGUUUGACCUUAAUUAUUCUACGUUAUCUAAAAUAAAUUGAAAUAAAACAAGGAUUUCU
Eurytemora carolleeae is the source of this 1256-nucleotide messenger RNA. RefSeq names its product kielin/chordin-like protein. NCBI's taxonomy places the organism in Eukaryota, Metazoa, Arthropoda, Copepoda, Calanoida, Temoridae. The record is from RefSeq and is a predicted model, not a curated record. Bases 149 to 940 code for a protein of 263 amino acids. The transcript is spliced from 10 exons.